AUGACUAAGAGUGAAUUUAUUUCCGAUGAUUAUAAGCCUACGGGCAAGCCAUUUGAUGACGUUGAGGAGGUCUUGGCCAAGCUUACCGACAAGCAGAAAUGUCAACUUUUAGCUGGUAAAGACUUCUGGACUACAAAUGCCGUUCCUGAGUUGAAUGUCCCAUCUAUCAGAGUUUCAGACGGUCCUAACGGUAUUAGAGGACGGAAUUUCUUCAGACCUACCCCAGCCGCUUGUUUCCCAUGCGGUACUGCUCUAGGCUCUACUUGGGAUACUGAACUCCUCGAAAGAGCUGGCAAACUUAUGGCCGUUGAAGCUAAGGCAAAGGGUGCACACGUGAUUUUGGGCCCAACUUUAAAUAUUCAGAGAUCUCCUCUUGGUGGAAGAGGUUUCGAAUCCUUUUCAGAAGAUUCUGUACUUAGUGGUCUUAGUGCAGGUGCCAUUUCAAAAGGUAUACAAUCUGAAGGUAUCCAAGCCACACUGAAACAUUUCGUUUGUAACGACCAAGAGCAUGAGAGAAACUCUGUUAAUGUACUGGUUACUGAGCGUGCUCUCCGUGAAAUUUAUUUGCUACCUUUCCAAUUGGCUAUUAGAGAUGGAGCUCCUGGUGCCAUUAUGACGGCCUAUAACAAGGUGAAUGGUAUCUCUGCUAGUCAAAACGCUAAGCUUUUGAAGAAUAUUCUUCGUGAUGAGUGGAAAUGGGACGGCCUUGUCAUGUCUGAUUGGUUUGGUGUUUAUUCUGUUGCUGAUAGUGUCAAGAACGGCCUCGAUUUGGAAAUGCCCGGUCCAUCCAACUGGAGAGGCCGAUUAUUGGAAGGAUCUCUUGUUAGUAAGCAAAUUGCUCACCACGAGGUUGACGAGAGAGUUCGUCAAGUUUUGAAAUUUGUGCAAAGAGCACAUGCUGAGAGCGGUAUUCCAGAAGAUGCUCCCGAAAUCACCAGAGAUACCCCUGAAACAAGAAGGCUUUUGAGAGAAAUUGCUGCAGACUCAAUUGUUGUUCUUAAAAAUGAGAAUAACGUUCUACCUCUAUCCAAAAAUAAGAAGACUGCAGUCAUUGGCCCCAACGGCAAGAUCACUACUUACUGUGGAGGUGGUUCUGCUUCGCUUAAGCCUUAUUACACUGUUUCUCCUUUCGAGGGAAUUUCUCAGAAGUUGUCAGAAACUCCCUUAUAUACACUCGGUGUCAAUACCUUCAAGGAGCUUCCCCUCAUUGGUAAGGACCUUGUUGAUCCAAGAGGAAAUGUUGGCUUUGAGGCCAAGGUUUACGACGGCCCACGCACAGAUAAGGGCCGAAAGCACCUGGACACUUAUUACCUUAGUGACAGUCACAUUUUUAUGCCUGAUUAUGCCCCAACCAAAGAGUUUAAGGCUUUCUACUUUGAUAUUGAAGGUUAUCUUACUCCUGAGAGUGACGGCACUUACAUUUUCGGUGUCACCGUCAGUGGCACUGCCAAGUUAUACAUUGACGAUCAAUUGGUUGUUGACAACGAAACGAAACAAACUAAAGGAACGUCAUUUUUCAAUUGCGGUACCAUUGAAGAGAAGAACACUAUUGAGCUGAAGAAGGGCCAGAAGUACAAGAUCAACCUAUUCUACGGCAGUUCCCAUACAUCGACUAUUGAGCAAGAUGCUGGUCUCAGUUUUGGUGGAGGCAUCAGACUGGGUUACAUUAAACAGGUCAGCGUUGAAGAUGAGAUUCGAAAGGCUGUUGAAAUCGCUCAAUCAGUUGAUCAGGUAAUCCUCACGCUUGGUCUAAACUCCGAUUGGGAGUCUGAGGGUUAUGACCGUGAUUCCAUGGCCUAUCCUCCAAAUGUUGAUGCAUUGGUCAAGGCUGUCAGAAAGGUCAAUAAGAAUAUUGUGGUUGUUAAUCAAUCCGGUACACCCGUCACCUUGGACUUCCAUAAUGAAGUGCCAGCUAUCGUGCAGGCCUGGUAUGGUGGUAAUGAAACUGGUAACGCUAUUGCUGAUGUGAUCUUCGGUGAUGUCAACCCCAGUGGAAAGCUUCCUCUUACUUAUCCAGAUCGUUUAGAAGACAACCCAGCUUACCUCAGUUUCAGAGCUGAGAAUGGUAGAACUUUGUACAGUGAAGAUGUUUACGUUGGUUAUAAGUACUACGAUACUGUUAAGACCAAGCCUCUUUAUCCUUUCGGUCAUGGUUUGUCUUACACUACCUUUGACUAUGGUAAAGCGAAGGCAAAGGUAGUAGGCGACAAUGUUAUUAUCACCAUUGAUGUCACCAAUAGUGGCAAUCUUGACGGUAAGGAAACUGUUCAAGCUUAUAUUUCUCAAGCCAAGCCUUCAAUUCGUCGUCCCGUCAAGGAGUUGAAGGGAUUUACUAAGCUUUCUAUUCCUGCUGGUCAGACCAAACAGGCUGAGAUCACUAUUCCUAUCAAGUAUGCUACAUCCUACUGGCAUGAGAUUAGAGAUCAAUGGAUUUCUGAAGCUGAUGACUACACCGUUCAUAUCGGUCAAAGCAGCGAAAGCAUUGUUAGCACUACUAAUUUCAGCACCGAAAAGACUUUCUUCUGGUCUGGUAUUUAA
Molecule: messenger RNA, 2538 nt
Organism: Sugiyamaella lignohabitans
Lineage: Eukaryota; Fungi; Ascomycota; Dipodascomycetes; Dipodascales; Trichomonascaceae
Exons: 1
Coding region: 1-2538 (845 amino acids)
Biological process (GO): glucan catabolic process
Molecular function (GO): beta-glucosidase activity
Source: RefSeq, a predicted model, not a curated record